Necator americanus (New World hookworm) is the source of this 1947-nucleotide messenger RNA. RefSeq lists its product as uncharacterized. Gene Ontology annotation, cellular component: cytoplasm; nucleus. The record is from RefSeq and is a predicted model, not a curated record. The transcript has 15 exons. Gene Ontology annotation, molecular function: ATP binding; protein serine/threonine kinase activity. Bases 1 to 1947 code for a protein of 648 amino acids. NCBI's taxonomy places the organism in Eukaryota, Metazoa, Nematoda, Chromadorea, Rhabditida, Ancylostomatidae. Gene Ontology annotation, biological process: protein phosphorylation.
AUGCGCAACCUCACACAGGAACCACCAAAUGCAGGGCAAGAAACCUUCGUCUACACUUGUGGCGCGCAAGGAGGUGUCUCAUCAUUCUCUGGAAUUGUGACGACAGUAGUGUUCGCAGCCAUGUCUAUGACUAGCUUGAGCACAAAGUCUCGUCGACCUGAGGAUAUUAUCAUAGAAGGAUGGCUUCAUAAGAAAGGAGAACACAUAAGAAACUGGAGACCCAGGUAUUUUAUUCUGUUUCACGAUGGCGCCCUCUUAGGAUUCAAAACGAAGCCGAAAUUAGGUCAACCUUUCCCAGAGCCGCUAAACGAUUUUAUGGUGAAGGAUGCCCAGGCAAUACGAUAUGAAAAACCGCGCCCGAAUAUGUUCAUGAUUCGUUGCCUCCAGUGGACAACAGUUAUUGAGCGGACCUUCUAUGCUGAAACAGCUGAGUCUCGGGAAAGAUGGAUAGCUGCCAUCGAAUUGAUUGCGAACCGCUACAGACAACACAUGAACGAGGAGCCGCAAUCUCUUCCUGAAGAAAUGAUGGAGGUUGUUAGCCAGGUGUCGGUGGAUGAUUUAUCUGGGCAGUACGCAGCAGCUGCUCAUGCGAUUAUGGGACAACCUUCUAUUCCUGCAAAUUCUUCCAAUGCUGUCGUUAGACCGGAGAUGAUGAGUAUAGCUGAUACAAGCGAUGCCGCAAAAAGAGACAAAAUCACCAUGGAUGACUUUGAUUUUCUCAAAGUGCUUGGUAAAGGCACAUUCGGAAAAGUAAUCCUUUGCAAAGAGAAACGUACUUCCAAAUUGUAUGCCAUAAAGAUUCUUAAGAAGGAGGUUAUCAUAGCUAGAGAAGAAGUUGCUCACACUUUGACGGAAAAUCGUGUUCUUCAGCGAUGUAAGCAUCCAUUCCUUACGCAACUGACGUAUAGUUUCCAAACAACACAUCACCUGUGUUUCGUAAUGGAAUUUGCCAAUGGUGGCGAGCUGUUCACACAUCUGCAGAAAAGUGGGACAUUCAGCGAGUCGCGAUCUCGCUUCUACGGAGCUGAAAUAGUGCUAGCACUUGGAUACCUCCAUAGUCUGUCUAUCGUUUAUCGAGAUAUGAAGGAACUGAAGUACUCGUUCCAAACGGCUGAUCGUCUCUGCUUUGUGAUGGAAUUCGCAAUUGGUGGCGAUUUAUACUACCAUCUGAACCGUGAAGUGCAGAUCUCGAAGGAGGGCUUCUCAGAGCCCAGAGCUCGAUUUUAUGGAGCUGAGAUUGUCCUCGCACUUGGCUACCUUCAUGCCAACAACAUCGUCUAUCGUGAUCUCAAGUUGGAAAAUCUUCUCCUCGACAAAGACGGGCAUAUAAAAAUAGCUGAUUUUGGUUUAUGUAAAGAAGAAAUCAGCUUCGGUGACAAAACUAGCACAUUUUGCGGUACGCCAGAAUACCUGGCUCCUGAGGUGUUGGAAGACAAUGACUACGGGCGCAGCGUAGACUGGUGGGGCGUCGGAGUUGUUAUGUAUGAGAUGAUGUGCGGGCGACUUCCUUUCUAUUCAAGAGACCAUCAGAAAUUAUUCGAAUUAAUUAUGGCCUCUGAGUUACGCUUCCCUAGCAAGUUAAGUGCGGAAGCUAAGCAGUUGCUCACCGGUCUUUUAUUCAAGGAUCCCUCUCAACGAUUGGGUGGUGGUCCCGACGAUGCUCUCGAGGUUUGCCAACAACCAUUUUUCAAACCAAUCGAUUGGGAGAAAUUAUACAGAAAAGAAAUUGAGCCGCCCUACAAGCCCUCUGUUCAAAGUGAAACUGACACUAGCUACUUCGACAAGGAAUUUACCUCUGCACCAGUCCAACUCACACCACCUCCUCAGAGAUCAGGUCCUCUCGCUACUGUUGAUGAAUUAGACGAAAUGCAAUCCAAUUUUACUCAAUUUUCAUUCCACAACACACUCGACAGCAGUUUGCGGGAGGCCAGCGAAAUGAUGGAGUGA